Messenger RNA from Lytechinus variegatus (green sea urchin), 1856 nucleotides. RefSeq names its product neuronal acetylcholine receptor subunit alpha-2-like. Gene Ontology annotation, biological process: monoatomic ion transmembrane transport; nervous system process; signal transduction. The transcript has 8 exons. The record is from RefSeq and is a predicted model, not a curated record. Gene Ontology annotation, molecular function: transmembrane signaling receptor activity; extracellular ligand-gated monoatomic ion channel activity; neurotransmitter receptor activity. Gene Ontology annotation, cellular component: neuron projection; membrane; synapse. NCBI's taxonomy places the organism in Eukaryota, Metazoa, Echinodermata, Echinoidea, Temnopleuroida, Toxopneustidae. The coding region runs from base 156 to 1241 and encodes 361 amino acids.
ACCUGCAACAAAGAACACACUUGGUGUUAAAUUCGUCAACUCCUCCAAGUUUUAAUCCUCUCAUUUGGUCAAAAAGCUAUGGAACUCAACAGCAGUUUGAUUCACGAUUGCGGCACUAGCUGAAUUUGAAAUUUGAACGCGAAAGAGUCCGUGUCAUGAAGUAUUGCCUGGCAUACCUAGCCCUAGUGGGCGUGGCCUUGCUGACAUGCGCAGUGGCUCAGAAUGAUGAUGAUUAUGCUCGUUUGAGAAAAUCUCUGUUUAGAGAUUACGACAAAGAACUUCUGCCUAGAUAUGACAGAGAGAUCGAUGUUGGUAUGGGGAUGACAUUAAUCAAACUGCGUGGACUGGAUAUUUUCAAGGGAACCAUCGAUGUGAACGCCUGGCUGGAUGUGGGUUGGAAUGAUCCGAGAUUAUCUUGGAAUCACUCAGAUUUUGGAAACAUCACCGAGAUUCAUAUCCGACCAUCUGAGAUAUGGGUGCCUGAUAUAUCGCUUUACAGCGACUCACCGCUGAAUAGCCUAGUGACAGAAGCUUAUGCUGUGGUACUCGAUAUGGGCGGGAUAUUCUACUUUCCUCCUUUGCAGCUGGAAUCAACUUGUACUAUGGAUUUGAAAGACUACCCCUACGAUCAACAUGAAUGCAGAAUGAAGUUCGGAUCAUGGUCCUACGCAAACACUACAAUAACCGUUUAUCCGAUAUCCGACACCAUCGACUUGUCAGAGACUAAUCCGGAUGACCAUCCGAUCUGGGAGAUCGUCGACUCAAAGGUCACGCGUGAGGCAUUUGCCUACCAGUGCUGUCCUGGUGAGUUUUACGACAGUGUUACGUUCUCCAUAUUGGUACGUCGACGAGAGACACACGGUCGUAUCGCAUCUUCUGUCAUCACGACAUGGCUCAUCCUCAUAGUCUUCUUGAUCGGACCGUCGUCGGCUGGGAAACGGAUCAUAUUCGCAGGGCUCAUCUUUGUCGCAUUGGUGGUGCUCUCUGCAGCUGUUAGUGCCGAGGUUCCCGCCUAUUCGACAACCAGGCUUGGUCGGUUCAUCAUCGGCGGAAUGCUCAUCGUCGCUCUCGUCAGUAUUUACAAUGGCCUCGUAUACCGCUGCCACCCCAAGGAAAAGCCAGGGCAGCUUAUUGAAGGAGACGGCUCAACUCGAUCACGGACCAUCGUCAUCAUCGAUGUCGCGGCUUUUGUUUGUACUGCCAUCAUUCUCGGCAUUUCGACAGGCGCCCUCUUUGUCUAAAUGCAACCAAGAGUAAUUUGCCGGUAGUAUGAUCAGAAAAUGAAAUUCUCAUGUGGACCUGUGAUUAUGUUAGAAUCAGUGACGUAAUUCCUUUUGUGGUUGGGGGUAUAAAAGUGGUAGGGCCUAAAAUAUAGAAAGUAGAGGAAAGUAAGGAGUUUUCAUUAUAAAAAAAUAAAAUAAUUUUCAAUCGUUGCUGGAAUUUUGAGGGUCAAUUGGAUAUUUUAUGGCUGAUAUGAUUAUUUUCAUACUUAUUGCGAUAUGAUGCAUUUUAUUUGUGAUUCUCGUACUCUAUCAUCUGUCCAUAUUUCGACAUUCCUUUUUUGAAAGCAAGAAUGAUAGAAUAUGAAUAUCAAUCAUAAUUAUAGAUACAUUGAGAAUAUUUGCAGAGAACUUUCCCUCAUGUUAACUAUUUCUUAUCACGUUAUGUAGACGAUUUUGAGAUCAUCCUACAAUAUAAAGGAUGAAGUCCAUCAAUGACAUUCUAGGUGGGAAAAUGUUAAAUUUGCAACUUUUUUGAUAGCCACAAUGUAAAACCUAACUGUUCAUUGAUGAAUAAAUUGUAUAAUUCUUUUAUGCAUCAUCACUUUUCGCCAUCAUAAAUCGAAUAAACUGAAA